Messenger RNA from Teleopsis dalmanni, 1547 nucleotides. RefSeq names its product mitochondrial inner membrane protein OXA1L-like. Gene Ontology annotation, molecular function: membrane insertase activity. Gene Ontology annotation, biological process: mitochondrial respiratory chain complex IV assembly; protein insertion into mitochondrial inner membrane from matrix. The coding region runs from base 151 to 1461 and encodes 436 amino acids. The transcript has 3 exons. The record is from RefSeq and is a predicted model, not a curated record. Lineage: Eukaryota; Metazoa; Arthropoda; Insecta; Diptera; Diopsidae. Gene Ontology annotation, cellular component: mitochondrial inner membrane.
AUGCAACUCUGAAUUAAUAUUCUCUUUCAUAAUUUUUCUCUCCGAACACCGCAGUUGGGGCAAGAAAAUUUAAAAACAUUGACUGCAGUGAAUAUUUUUAUAUUAAUAAAAUAAUUAAUAAAACCUGAGAAACAAUUUUUGUAAAAUAAAAUGCUGCCCCCACAUCAGCUCUUGCGCUAUGCAAAACUACCAGUGGUUAAGAAUUUACAAGUGAAGUUAAUUGCUCCCGCAUUAACAAUAAAUAGACGUGAUUUACAUAUAUCAACAGUAACACGCAAAGUAACACCGCUAAAAUCUAACCUACAAACACCAUUGGCCGGCAUUGGACAAUUGAGUUUAUUGCGAUAUGCCAGCAAUGCUCCAGUGACCGCAAAUAUCCCACCUAGCACAAACGUCAUGACUGAGGCAACAUCAGCUGCAGCUGACAAAACUGUUGUAGAUCUAACAAGUUUACCAGAAGCACCGAUUGCACCGACUGAAGAAUUGGUAACAACAGUUCUCAAUGCUGCAGGUGAACCUACGUUUGCAUCAAUUGGUUUAGGUGGAUGGUCACCAGUUGGAUUGGUACAAAACUGUAUGGAAUGGUUACACAUAAGUUGUGAUAUACCAUGGUGGGGUGCUAUAGCUAUAGGUACUGUUGUAGUGCGUACCGUGCUCUUCCCUCUGGUUAUAAUGGCACAACGAAAUGGCGCAAAAAUGAACAAUAACAUGCCACAAAUGCAAGUGCUGCAGAUGAAAAUGUCAGAGGCACGUCAAACUGGUAAUGCCAUAGAUGCAGCACGUUAUGCACAAGAAAUGAUGCUUUUUAUGAAAGAAAAAGAAUUAAAUCCAUUGAAGAAUUUAUUCGUGCCGUUGGCGCAAGCACCUAUUUUCAUAUCAUUCUUUAUGGGACUUCGUGGCAUGGCGAAUACUCCAGUAGAGUCAUUGCGGGAUGGUGGUCUGUUUUGGUUUACAGAUUUAACAAUAGCUGAUCCUACUUUUAUGCUGCCAAUAAUCACAAGCGCAACACUCUAUUUAACCAUUGAAGUUGGUACUGACAGUGCACGACUAUCAGCGGCCAAUAUGGGUAUGAUGAAGUAUGUAUUACGUGCAUUGCCCAUUGCGAUAUUUCCAUUCACUAUGAAUUUCCCUGCGGCAAUCUUGACAUAUUGGGCAUGUAGUAAUUUUAUAUCACUGGGUCAAGUGGCUUUACUUAAAAUACCACAAGUGCGUGAUUAUUUCAAAAUUGAUAAAAUGAUGAUACAUGCUCCUGGAUCGCUACCAGCUAAGAGCAAGGGAUUCGUAGGUGGUGUUAAGGAAUCUUGGCAAAAUAUGAAAAUAUCCAAGGAAUUAGAAGAACGUCAGCAAUUAAACGAAAUACGUUUUGCAAAAGCGGGUAAAGGUCCACUAAUCAAAACGUAUAAAUACGAUCCAACGAAACCACAACCUACUGCUGUCCAAGCGAAACCAAAAGAUGUUUAAAGGCUUAUGUGUAUUUAUAGUUUUUAUUUGAUAAUUUUAAAUGUAAAUUAGAUAGAAACGGUUAAGAAGAAUAAAGGAAUUUUUUA